AUAAAAGUGACAAAUGACAUCAUUAUUUUGAAAAAUAAAUUCGUUACAAAACGGAUUUACGGAUUAUAUCCAAAGAAAUGUAAACAGAGGCAAAAACUUGGAUAAAUUUGAUUGAAAACAGUGCAUUUAUUUUUAAGUUGUAUUUAAAAUGUCUACCAGGUCUGGGAAACGGAUUCAUGGCUCUAUACACGAAAAUAUCACAAAUUCUGACAGUGAUAUGCCCGUGAAGAGUGAAAGAAAAACCAGAAGUCGUCGUUUAAAAGAAAAUUAUUGUGAUGAAGUCAUAGUGCCGAAAAGUAAGAAGCGUCACAACUAUGUUAGCUACCCAACAGACGACGAACAAAGUGACACCACACAAAAACAAACCAACGGAGAAGUUCCCAAAACGUCUAAAACGACGUUAAAGGAACAAGAUCUCAAUGUUUCUAUUAAAACUGUAGAUGAAAUAGAUUCUGGGAAAGUAGUGCGGCAAACUAGGAGAACUAAAAAGUUAUCUGAAAAUGUUCCGGAAGAUAUUCCUGUUGUUGAAAUUAUUAAUGUCAAAACUAAGAAGAAGAACAAGAAAAAUAAGAAGAAGAAAGGUGUGACAGAUGUUCAAGGUAAUGAAAAUGAAGAACUUGUUGAGGUACCAAAAAAGUCUAAAAGAAAGAAAGGCAAGACGUCUAACACUAUAGUGGAGGUUCCUUUGGAAGUGGUCCCAACAGGAAAUUUGAAUAAAAGCAAUGAUUCAGUAGAAUCUUUCCACAGUGCUGCAGGCAGCCCUAUCAAAAUUUUGAAUACAGAAGUUGAAAAACUGAAUGGAUCUUGCAAUAAAUCUCCUCGUCGAGCAUCAAAGAGAUUUAAAGCAGACAGUCUUGAAGACGAUGAAAAUGGUGAAGCAGCGACACUCAAUAGAACUUUUGAAAAAAAUCCCAAGAAAAUGAAGCUUUCCAAUUGCAAUAAUGAUUCACUAACUAAUGGCUUACUGUCCGGUGAUGAAAGUAAUAAAGAAAAAGAUGCAACAUUUAACAAGUCCUAUGAAGUUGCAGAAAUAUUGAAUUCAACAUUUGAAAAAAAAUCUAAAAAGAAAAGGAAAUCAAGCAUUAAAAAUUCCACAUUUGAUAAACAAGAAGUAUCUCUACAUGAGUUGAUAUCUGAGAUAGUCAACUCUCCUAUAAAAGAUGCAAUAUCUAGUGAUGGAGAAAGUAAAGGUAGAAGGAAAUCAUUAAAGUCAACCUAUGAUAAAACAGAGUCUCUGAAGAGAGUGGAAGUACUUAAUUCUACAUAUGAAAAGUGCGACACAUCUAAUCAAAGUAAUAAAACUUUUGAAGGCGACAAAAGCAACCGGAAAUCUCUAAGAUCGACAUUUGACAAAACUAACACUCCUACUAAGAAUGCCACAAAAUUAAACUCUACUUUUGAUAAAGGGAAUACACCCAACACACUUGAAAAAACUGGAGACAUCAAAGAACGCAGAAAAUCUUUACGAUCAACCUUUGAUAAAGACACUCCAUCUAAAAACGCAAAAACAUACUCCACUUUUGAAAAGACUAACACUCCAAACAAACCAAACAAGGCCUUUGAAGGAGGUAGAAGGAUGUCGCUGAGAUUAAGCAUGAGUGCAGACAAACAAUCAGAGAAAGAAUCUCUUAAUGUAACAUUUGAAAAUCCCAAAGAAACUUCAUCAAACAGUACUUUAAAUAAGUCUGGAAACCACAAAUUAAAUUCAACGUUUGACAAAUCUAAAGAUUCUCAACGGUCAGCUAUAAACACAACUUUUGAUAAGUCCAAAGAAUCAGUACAAUCCAAACAUAAUUCAACAUUUGACAAAGAAACUAAACUUGACUCCACAUUUGAUAAGCUCCAAAACCAAUCAGAUUCCAAUGCCAAAUCUUCAUUGAUCAGCUCUGACAGCGCUUCAAAUUUAACGUUUGACAAGUCUGAUGAAAUCUCACGUAUCAGCAUCACCAGCGACGAUUCGCGGACUGAAAACAUUGUGAAUACUACUCCGCUGUUGAUCGAGAGUAGUAUGGAAGAGUCGCAAGUUCUAGAGCCGUCACCAAGAAAUAUGUCGCAAAGUUCUGAUGAAACUAAACUGAAAACUGCUACGCCGUUAAAACGCGAAGGGACAUUUACGAAAGAUAGUCCAGUAGCAAUGUCUCCCAAAGAGAAAGGUUUCAACAAGACUCCUGUGAAGCGUAUGUCUCUCCCAUCACCGGGCAGCACCCCGUUUCCUUUCUCCAAGAGCUCGCAGAAGGAGCGGAGCAUGUUGAACGUGACUCGGUCCAUCGAGAAGGCGGAGCGGGGCUCCCCGCGGGCGGCGGCGGGCCCGAGGGCCACGCGCGUGAUGUUCUGCAGUCCUGUCAACAAUCCUGUUGCGGUGAUGCAGCAGAAACGGAAAGUGAUCAAGUCCAACCUGAAAGGAUCUAACAAGAGCUUCAUAUUUGAUGAAAGUGUUUCCGAGAGCGCUCGUCCAGCGGCCCGCAAGCGCUCGUACACGCAAAGCGACGCGGACGAAGCGCACGGGAAGCGCAAGCGCCUCGACUCGCAGCAGCAGGCCGCCGCGCGCCUGUCGCGGCCUCGAAGCUCCAGCGCCACAGUAAAACUACCAGAACCCUCAACACCGUCCAAGAAGCCGGUAACGCCACUAAAGAAAAUCUGCACACCUUCAAACGCCAAGUCCGAUGCCAAGGUGUCCCGCACCAAGCUGCCCAACUUUGCGGCGCUUCACCGAGCGCAGUUCGCUAAGAUGGAGUCGCUCGACGAGUGCCAAGUGCGCAAGGCCAAGCGCGCCAAGCAGCUGCUCACUCCUACUGGCUUGGCCAUCGUCGAAAAGAGCAGCCCUAAAGGCAGAGGAACAACAUCGACUCAACCGACAAAGGUGGUGACAGAAGCGUUUAAUAAAUCUGUUGAGGUUUUGAAGAAACCUGACGCGGAGAUUUCGAAGAAAGCUGAAGUUGUGUUACCAAAGAAAACUGUUGCCGAGGUUCCCAAAAAGACGGACACUCCAUCGAAAGCUCCCAAAGCCUUCACCCUGGAUUCCCUCAGGCCUGGCUACACCAGAUUCGGCUUCAAGAUGAACCUGGACGUCAACCCCUUCAGCAUACCGCCAAGACCUGAUGCUAAGCCAAAGGAAACUAAACCUAAUGGCCUUGUAAUAAGGCAGCCCAGUCAACCAUCGCUGGCGGGAGCCACAUCGAGCAGAAGGGAAAUGGCCAAACAGAUAGUAAUGAGAGAGAGAUCGUUUACGUCGUCUCUCUCAGACAAGAGGAAUGAGAAAAGGACAAUGAUAAAAGGUGUGCGCACAAACAGGAGGUUUGACUUGCAGAUGAAGUUGAGGAAUAUUAACUCGUGAAUGUGUGAGUAUGUUUUAUCGUGUAAAUGAAGUGAGAAUGUGAACUUUUAUCUUUAUAACGGCUGGCGUGUGCCAGCUUUGAUUUUACUAAUCCUGUAAAGUACAAUUAUGACAAUUAUUAACACUCGUAAAGU
Molecule: messenger RNA, 3468 nt
Organism: Ostrinia furnacalis (Asian corn borer)
Lineage: Eukaryota; Metazoa; Arthropoda; Insecta; Lepidoptera; Crambidae
Gene: Mink
Product: Mitotic spindle and nuclear protein
Exons: 5
Coding region: 149-3334 (1061 amino acids)
Source: RefSeq, a predicted model, not a curated record